This is a messenger RNA of Neurospora tetrasperma FGSC 2508, 212 nucleotides long. RefSeq lists its product as uncharacterized. NCBI's taxonomy places the organism in Eukaryota, Fungi, Ascomycota, Sordariomycetes, Sordariales, Sordariaceae. The record is from RefSeq and is a predicted model, not a curated record. The transcript has a single exon. The annotation marks the transcript as partial.
AUUUCCGCUUCCUCUACUUUCUCUUAUGUUUUAUGGCUCCAUCCCUCUUUUUCGCUUGAUAUUCCCUUCCCCAUUUGCCCCCAGGGGGGCCUUCGUGGCUGGUCUCCACGACAUUUCGGAGAUCGUGCCAUUCCCAGAUAACAAGCUCUUGGGCCCAUCAGCGCACGGCCUGGGAGCUUGGCUGUUCGAUCCUGUACGUACCACGCCUCCAU